AUGUAUUUCUGUAGAGAGCGCCGUCGUGCUGAAGAAGAGAGACGAGAGCGUGAGAGGCGUAGGAGAAGGAGCAGGUCACGAUCGAGAUCACCGGCUAAAAGGCGUUUCACUGAGGGAGCGUCUUCGAGCAGCAAGCGCAGGCGAAGCCCAAGUGAUUCCGACUCUGAAGAUAAUUCCAAAAAGAAGCGAAAGAAGAAACACUCGCGUCGGUCUAGCGAUGACGAUUCUGAUUAUGACAGAAAAAUUAAAAAAGAUAAAAAGGCGAAGAAACACAAGAAGAGGUGUGACCUCUCGAGUUAUAUGGGUGAUGUACAACAGCAGCCUGGUGCAACCGGUGCCCACCUAGGAGGAGCUGUUAGUGUUACAGCUGCUGCUCUACAUUCUGCUGCUCGUGUGGCCAAUAAAGAACAUUCUUCAUCUCUCAGAUAUUACGAUUCUGUCAAGCAAUAUCAAAUUUCAGUUCUUGGUACUGCAUCACUCGGAUCUCUCUUGUUUGGUCUUCGAAGUGCGUGGAAGCAUACUCGGCAACCUGAAGCUGCUGAUUUGUGUAGAGCUCAGGUACUUUCUGGAGUAGGAUUCGCUGGCAAGGCAUUAGGUGUUGCUACACUUAUUACAGUUCUAAAUCAAAACAACAUAAAACCACAAAUUUGCCAGGUGUUGCUUGUCAUUGCUCAUCCUGACGAUGAGACGAUGUUUUUUGCACCGGUGCUGCGAGCAUUAAGUGCUGCUAAUCAUCGUGUGUUUAUUCUAUGCGUGUCCAACGGGAAUUUUGAGGGGCUGGGCAAAGUCCGUAGUCGAGAACUACAGGAGGCUGUUCAAUUUCUUGGUGUUAAAUCGUCAGACGUUACUGUGCUCGACUAUGAUGCUUUUCCAGAUGGAGGACAGUGGGAUCGUCAAGCAUUGAGCAAUGUUCUGCUCAGGUACAUUGAGGUUUUGUCGGUCGACUGUGUGCUAUCUUUCGACGCUGUCGGAGUUUCUGGGCAUGGAAAUCAUUCAUCUUGCUUCGAGGCGUUACAAGAUGCUUAUACACGAGGUGUUAUUCCAGAAGAUGUGCAAAUUUUUGUGCUCGACUCCGUCCCACUUCUAAGAAAAUAUACUGGAAUAUUCGAUGCUCCGCUAUCGGUGGCUCGAUCACCGUUCCAGUAUUUUGCUAGAGGUCGCGAUGUGGCGGCAGCAUGGCGUGCUAUGAGACGGCACCGCUCACAAUUCGUGUGGUUCCGUUUCCUGUACAUGAUCUUUAGUAGGUACAUCUACAUCAAUACCUUCCGACGUAUUGCUCCAAUCAACAAGAUUCCAGUUGCAAAACGAAAAAGUAAAACAAAUUAA
Messenger RNA from Ostertagia ostertagi, 1326 nucleotides. NCBI's taxonomy places the organism in Eukaryota, Metazoa, Nematoda, Chromadorea, Rhabditida, Trichostrongylidae. The record is from the annotation of a GenBank genome assembly.